ACGACACUCCAUGGAACCGGCGACCACCUGACUGAAAUUCGAAACGUCCUUGGAAGCAAGGAGGACAUAGCACAACUUUGGCCAGAUGUCGAUCCCCGUGACAUCAAGACACUCACCCUCGAUGCCGGUCAGGCUUUUGUAGUAGGCGCCUACGCACAUCUACCACAAUCAAGCAAAGGCAAGGAUCCAGUGCUUGGUGCUGUAUCAACCUUUGAGGCCCCGUCCACCAUUGCGUCUCCUACAACACCAAUGGCACCACCGCCAGUGCAGGACUCGACACAAUCACCAUCUUCAGCGGCACACCACAACAAGACGCCUCAUCAUAAUCUUGCCGUAAACCAAAAGGCGGAAGCGAGUAAGGUGGUUCCUGAGGGCCAACCACAGUCUAUUGAGCAAAUCGAGUCCCAACUUCCUCCUCUUCGAGGUCCAGAGGCUAGUGUAACCAACUAUGUCGCAAGACUGGAACAAGUUGAGGACCAACUGAUGGAGUUUUACAAUGGGAACAACAAUCGAUUCAAGAAAAACACGUGGGACAUGGAGCGUGCCAAACACAUCGAAUACCAGGCCAUUGCCAACAGUUUACUCAAGAUCGUUGGUGGGAGCAUUGGCGAACGUUGCAAGAGUCCAGUAUUGAUUGGUGUGGGCCUGGGUGAUUUCAGAAGCUCGAAGCGGCUAUCAUCUCUGCAUGGGACGUUUUUGUCUUACUUCAUCCCUCUGGCGCGCUCCCUCGGAUACGUUGUUGUUGGUAUUGAAGAGUACUAUACUUCAAAAAAAUGCCCGAACUGUGAGGAGUUUGUGGCCCAG
Gamsiella multidivaricata is the source of this 804-nucleotide messenger RNA. RefSeq lists its product as uncharacterized. The transcript has 3 exons. The annotation marks the transcript as partial. The record is from RefSeq and is a predicted model, not a curated record. NCBI's taxonomy places the organism in Eukaryota, Fungi, Mortierellomycota, Mortierellomycetes, Mortierellales, Mortierellaceae.